GAAUGUACUACUCCUUUCACUGGGGGGGGGGGGGGGGGGGGCGGGCAGAACAAGCCUCGGAGGUCUUUUUAUUGGGCUGGCUUACCAUUGGGCACACACAACCCCCUCGCCAUGAACGGUGUCGCAGCUGCCCUCCUUGUGUGGAUUCUGACUUCUCCGAGCAGCAGUGACCAUGGCAGCGAAAAAGGUUGGCCCAAGCACACGGCCUGCAACAGUGGGGGCUUGGAAGUAGUCUACCAGAGCUGUGAUCCCUUACAGGAUUUUGGCCUUUCCAUUGACCAGUGUUCCAAGCAGAUCCAAUCAAGUCUCAACAUUAGAUUUGGCAUCAUUCUGAGACAGGACAUCAGAAAGCUGUUUCUGGACAUAGCUCUGGUGGCAAAGGGCUCUUCUAUUCUGAACUACUCCUAUCCCCUUUGUGAGGAGGACCAGCCCAAGUUCUCAUUCUGUGGAAGAAAAAAAGGAGAACAGAUAUACUAUGCCGGCCCUGUCAAUAACCCUGGACUUGAUGUUCCACAGGGAGAAUACCAGCUCUUGCUGGAACUGUACAAUGAAAACCGUGCUACUGUGGCUUGUGCCAAUGCCACCGUCACCUCAUCCUGAGCAUGGUCUGCAAGAAAAUGCACAAUAAACUCAAUCUCAGGGGAUCCCAAGGUCCCUGGACUCACCUAGCUGCAAGAACCACUGAUGACCAAGAGAAGUUUUACAAAGAAAUUUCUUGUGGGUCACUCUUCCAACCUUAGCUCCAGGGGCAGAUGUUCCCAGGCCCAACAGAUGUAAUAAACCCUCAAAAACUAUCUAUUUCUGAGGACCCUGAGUAGUCUUGAAGCCCUAUUGUAGCACCUCUCCUUAUGUAAUUAUGUUUCAUCAAAGCUACUUCCUUGCCUGCUCCUUAGCAACACUUCCUUGAAGUUGCCUGGGAUGUAAAAAA
Messenger RNA from Mus caroli (Ryukyu mouse), 928 nucleotides. It is a transcript of the gene Ly86, whose product is annotated as lymphocyte antigen 86. The record is from RefSeq and is a predicted model, not a curated record. Gene Ontology annotation, biological process: positive regulation of lipopolysaccharide-mediated signaling pathway; innate immune response. Lineage: Eukaryota; Metazoa; Chordata; Mammalia; Rodentia; Muridae.